UUUGUAAACAAACAAAUACAGGCACCGGCAUGGCAUUGAACGUGAAUUUUCUAAAGUUUCAUACUAAAAAUGCAUCAGAAACAUUCUUAUUUUAUGUUUUUAUCAUCGGAGGAUUGUUUCUUGUGUGGUAUGAAGCUUUUCACAUUCUUCCAUACUAUGUCAACAAAGGUACAACGAAUAACCCAAACUUUCAUUUGUUUUUCGCUGUGUGGUUUGCUGUGAAUAUUUUUGGAAACAUGUAUAAAAUGGUAUCAAUAGAUAUUACAGGAAGACAUAUCAUUUCUCCGACUGGAGAUGCACCGAAAGGCUGGAAAUACUGUCCGGAAUGUGUGAAGAACCGGCCGGAAAGAUCGCAUCACUGCCCACUCUGUGAUGUUUGUGUUCUGAAAAGAGACCAUCACUGUUUCUUCGCCGGUUACUGUGUUGGUUACCAUAAUCACCGUUAUUACGUUGCCAUGGUUUUCUAUAUAUCUGUUGCAGCUAUUUAUGGAAACAUUUUCAAUUUUGAAUUUGUACGUGACGUGAAAGGAGAACUUGGUAUUUGGGGGAUACUUUCUUUCCUCCUCCCACACGUUGGUUUUCUCCUCGGAGGGGACGAUUUCUACGUUACUGGAAUAACAAUGCUGACAUUCAUUGGAUUUUUAUUGCUCAUCUUGUUUCUAUGGUUACUUGGUAUUCAAAUAAAUCAAAUAUUGAAAGGACAAACGAAAUUUGAAGCAAAGAAAGGAAUCACUACAUAUAGUGUUGGACUGAAGAGAGUUUUGAGGGAAAUCGGUGGUAAAAACUGGUUCCUUAUUUUGCUGAAUCCAUGGAUACCGUCUGAUUUACCAGGAGAUGGAACUUCAUUUGAAAAAAAUGAGACAAAAACGUUAUAAUCGUCAUGACUGAGACUAUGGUAACAUGUGAAAUAUAUACUGACAGCCUCAAGAGAUGUUAAUCUGGUGCCUUUUGGGUUUAUAAAUAAAAAAAGAAAUCCGUGGUAUUUUGUGUGUGUGCAGCAAUUCAAGUUAUACUAAUGAUUAUAGUUGUAUGUUUUAAAAGCAAUCAAUUUACAUGGCAGUGCUUAUUUGUGAAAGGUUAAUUUAUUUUUGUAUACAUUUUGUAUUUCGUUUGUGCAUGCAUAUGUGUUUAGUUUUUCAUUGAAAUACAUAUAGAAAGAUAAUUAUUUUAGUGUAUGAUCAUUUAUGACUAUACAUUCUUAAACAGUAUUAAUACCCAGUAAUUUAGCUACUGACUGAUUCAGAUAGAAAGUUUCCUUUUGAUUAUGUCAUAAUACAUUGUACAUUUUAAUACAGACCAUGUGACCAUGGUGAGUGUGUCAACAGAUUGAAGGUUUUCAGAAAACAAGUUCCCCGUUUUUACACGUCUUCAAGAUUGAUUGGGGAUUGCUUACACGUCUUGAAGAUAUGAGAAUUUGAAUGGAGCAUAUAGAAAAGAGAAUUAUGUGCAAAAUCUACAAACAAGACAAUCAAUUAAAAAAAUAUCUGAAUGUAUGAUAUGAAAAUAUAGUUUAAAAUAACAGGGUACUAAAAUGCAUGACUGUUAACAUGGUAAUAAUAAAUAAAAAUAUAAAGAAUACCGAAAAAUUACAUGAAAAAAAGAGGAGUACAGAAGUAAAGGACCAUAUAGACCCUCAGAUAUGACUCUUUCAUGUCUUUAAUCUACCCCUAUAGUACAGUAUUUGUUCCCUCUCUAAACACUGAAUGGUAAUAUUCUUUUACACAGCAUAUACAUGUAGGUGUAUUUGCCAUGGACCCCUUAAUGGAAAUCUUAACUCGGUAACUCACAAGCGGGAGAAAAGAAGACGCGAUUGCAGUAACGACAAUUGCAACAUCCGUUGUAUUCUCUGAAUCAAAUAUUCCAUAACGGACAUUUGGUUCAAACAAUUAAAGCACGGGGUACUAGAUCUGUAGUGAUGAAUU
This is a messenger RNA of Mytilus trossulus (common blue mussel), 1922 nucleotides long. Its product is annotated as probable palmitoyltransferase ZDHHC24. Gene Ontology annotation, molecular function: palmitoyltransferase activity. The record is from RefSeq and is a predicted model, not a curated record. The coding region runs from base 30 to 875 and encodes 281 amino acids. The transcript has a single exon. Lineage: Eukaryota; Metazoa; Mollusca; Bivalvia; Mytilida; Mytilidae.